Camelina sativa (false flax) is the source of this 3246-nucleotide messenger RNA. The record is from RefSeq and is a predicted model, not a curated record. NCBI's taxonomy places the organism in Eukaryota, Viridiplantae, Streptophyta, Magnoliopsida, Brassicales, Brassicaceae.
CCUUCAUUGCUUCACCCACAGUGGACUGUUCAUUAGCGGAUUAAACGAAGACGACGACAGAAAGCUUUUUGCUGACUUGCAAAUUUCCAAUUCGUCUUCUUUCUCCAAUCCCGAUACUAAUAUCGGGAUUCUACUUGCCGUUCCGUGUGAUUUUCAUCUUCUUCGCUACUAGAAUUUGUUUCUCUCGGAACCCUAAAUUUCCUCUGGAGCAAAGAUUUCAGAAAAAUUUCACAAUUUCAAAUGCUUGUUUGUUAUUUCUCCUUGGUUCAACGAUGAUCUUAGACGAGAAGAAUCGAAAAAACCUCGUAUUCCUUAUCUUACAGUUCUUUGAUGAAGAGGGCUACCAAGAAAGCUUACACUUAGUGGAGCAGGAUUCAGGUGUUUACUUUGAUUUUAGCUACUUCUCUAAUGCGAUACUCAAUGGUAACUGGAAAGACGCUGAGGACUAUCUUUCAGCAUUCACUAGUCCAGAUGCUAAUACCUUUUCAAGGAAGAUGUUCUUUGACUUGUUCAAGUGGAAAUUUUCUGAAGCAACUGAUAGAGGUGGUGGCUCUGAAUCUGUGAACACAUUCUCCAAGGAUUUGCGACGGAUUCCUGUUUUAAAAGAUGAUAGCUUUGACGAUUUGGUUGAGGUGAUUGCUGUAGAUGAUAUGAGUUUUCCUGAGCAAACUUGUUGCGUGGACAAAGCACCGGGGAGAGCCAAGUUGUGUGUUGAUCUCUAUAAACUAGCAAAAAGCAAUCCUUCUUUAUGUGACAAACUCGAUUUUCCGAAGUUGAAUACAUCUGCACUGCUCUCACUGAUCUCCCUCAUUUGUCCAAAUUGUCAUGGGAGAAAGGGAGGUUUGAAGGAAGAUCUCAUUUGCUUAAUCCUUCAAUUUCUCUAUGAAGCAAAGUACAAGAACACUCUGCAUAAACUAGAGCAAGAAACAAAAGUCUUCUUCAACUUGAAUUAUCUGGCGGAAGUGAUGAAGCUUGGUGAAUUAGGCAAAGCUGAAGAGUACCUGGGAGCUUUUACAGACUCAGGAGAUAAUAAGUACUCAAAGGCUAUGUUUCUUGAAAUUCAGAAACUUAUAUGCCUAGAAUCUACAGAAAGGGAAGUUGCAACCCCAUCUGGAUCUCUUGAUAACAUGUCGCCGAAGGUAAAGCUGCAUGCCUCUGUUGUCAUGCUAGCUAAGAAGAAUCCAGUACUGAAAGAUAAACUCAAGUUUCCUAGCAUGGAAAAGUCAAGACUUUUAACACUGAUGAAGCAGAGUUUGGACUGGUGGACUUCUCGUACAUGCAACAACUCUAGCUCUAUGGAAAAUAUUCCAGUAGUGUCAUACCUUUGUGGCACACCAUCCUAUUUUAAAAACAAAUUCAAGAAAACAGGGCCAAGGAAGAAGGUUAUUAACUGCAAACCAAACGAAAUCAAUGAUAUAUCUCAGUGCAAUGCACUCGUUCUUCCUGAUUAUUGCUCAGAAGAAAGGAUUGUACGUUUGACCUAUUCCCCUUCUGGAGAUUACAUACUGGCUUUGGCAGAAGACGCCACACAUAAACUCUGGACUUGGUCGAGUAGCCAAAAUGAAUUCUGCAAGUAUACUCCUCGAAUAUUGAAGGAAAAUAUAUUUCCGAAGCCACGAUUACAUCAACCUCANUGUGGUGGCAACAGUAGUCAUCAUAGUAAUAAUGGUGAUGAUAGGUACGGGAGAGGAAGAGAUGAUUUCAGAUCACCACCGCCGCGAUCUUAUGAUUAUGAGAACGGUGGUGGUGGUGAUUUCAGAGGAGAUAAUAAUGGUUAUGGUGGCGUACCUAAGAGAUCUCGGUCUUACGGAGAUAUGACUGAGAUGGGAGGAGGAGGAGGAGGAGGAGGAGGAAGAGAUGAGAAGAAAUCUGUUACGCCUUUAAGGGAGAUGACACCCGAAAGGAUUUUUGGAAAGAUGGGACAUUUGCAAAGGUUGCUUGAUCGGUUUUUGUCAUUGAGACCAACUGGUUUAGCUAAGAACAGUAGGAUGAUAUUGAUAGCGUUGUAUCCUGUUGUGAGGGAGAGUUUUAAGCUUUAUGCUGAUAUCUGCGAGGUUUUGGCUGUUUUGUUGGAUAAGUUUUUCGAUAUGGAGUAUACAGAUUGCGUCAAGGCUUUCGAUGCGUAUGCUAGCGCGGCGAAACAGAUUGAUGAGGUUAUUGCGUUUUAUAACUGGUGUAAAGAAACUGGUGUGGCGAGGUCGUCUGAGUAUCCUGAAGUUCAGAGGAUUACUGGUAAGUUGUUGGAGACGUUGGAAGAGUUUGUGAGAGAUAGAGCGAAGAGAGGGAAGAGUCCUGAGCGGAAAGAGAUUGAAGCUCCUCCUCCUCCACCUGUUCAAGAAGAGGAGCCUGAACCUGAUAUGAAUGAGAUCAAAGCUCUUCCUCCUCCUGAGAAUUACACUCCUCCACCUCCUCCUGAACCAGAGCCUCUGCCUCAAAAACCGCAGUUUACUGAGGAUUUAGUUAACUUGAGGGAGGAUGAAGUCACUGCUGAUGACCAAGGGAACAAGUUUGCGCUUGCUCUCUUUGCUGGUCCANCGACUCUGAUGGAAAGAAUUGUUUUUGUUUUUUUCCAGCUCUGUCUUUGGAGCACAAAGAGCUGGGUCAAGCUGACGAGUAAGAACUCUACGCAUAAUUGUUGCACCCGGUCUAACCUUGAGUCCACCUCUUUAGUAACUCACAUCCAGUUUGAUCCAUAUCAAAUUGAGAUGCUCGUGGUCCAUGAGGGGUGGAUAGGUAUAUACGAACCUCGAAGUCUUGAUUGCCGUGUGCAGUGGAUACCUGAUGAAUCUGAUACUUCAAUAACUUCUGCUACAUAUUCGUCCGAUGGUGAGAUCAUCUAUGUUGGCUUUGGAAGUGGAUUCAUAAAAAUUCUGGACUCCAAGACCUUCGUGACGAUAUGUCGAAUUAAUCUGACUUCUGUUACUCAACCCAGCCCCAGCAACAUCAGGCUCGAAGUUUAUCCAACUGUUAUUGCCGCUCAUCCUUCACAUCUGAGUCAGAUCACUGCUGGGCUCAGUAAUGGUAAGGUCAUUGUUCUUCAGCCGUUGUGGAGUAGAGGAUGGGGUGAAACAGCUCCACCUGAAGACGAUGGAGAUUAUCCUGAUGACUCAGAUCAUAGUUACUGACCACAGAAGUUGUCUUAGUUUUCUGUAUUUAUCUCUGAGCUAACUGAUCUUUUUGGAUGUAACUGAGCUUACUGCUCUUUUUGUAUGCAAUUGUGCUUAGUUCUUACUGCCUUUUUUUUUU